This is a messenger RNA of Brassica rapa (field mustard), 9176 nucleotides long. Its product is annotated as protein DETOXIFICATION 39. NCBI's taxonomy places the organism in Eukaryota, Viridiplantae, Streptophyta, Magnoliopsida, Brassicales, Brassicaceae. Gene Ontology annotation, molecular function: antiporter activity; xenobiotic transmembrane transporter activity. Gene Ontology annotation, biological process: xenobiotic detoxification by transmembrane export across the plasma membrane. The record is from RefSeq and is a predicted model, not a curated record. Gene Ontology annotation, cellular component: membrane.
UUUUUUAAAAAAACAUAAGCCCAUUACUUUUUUUCUUAAUACUACUAUCCUUGUUUUCAAACAAAAAUAUUUUUUUUUAAAAGACUGCAAUCCAUGUUUCCAAACACUCCAAAUUUUUAAAAGUCCUAUUCAAGUUUCCAAACACUCCAAUUUUGUACUUGAGUUUAAUAAGAUAGAUAAUAUUAUUUUUAGUAACUAGUAUUUCCUCUGUUUCGUAAAUAAUUUUUUUUUUACAUAUUUCACGUAGAUUAAAAAAUAAUAAAAUAUAUUAGUAUAUCUUUAUUUAAAUAAAAAAUUUAAAUAAACUUCUAUUUAUUAGCGAAAAUGGUAAGAAAUAGAUUAUGUAUAAAAAAUUGCAUGGGACAUUUAAAACACUUUUUGAAACAAGAAAAAAAAUGCUAUAAUCUAUACUAUUAAAAGGGAAGCAGUCUUUAAAAAUAUAUUUAUAAAAAGGUUGUUGGACCCUUUUAUUAGAAUGUUAUAUUUUAUAUCACCUUAAUUAAUCAACUCCACAAAAUAUGUUUAAUAUUUGUGCCAAACUAAAAGAUUCUGCCACCAGAUUUUAUGCUUAUUAACAGAAAAUAAUUACAAUAACAUUUAUUUUCAAAUACCAGAAAGAUAAUGUUUAGAUAUAGUUUAUAUUGUCAGCUAUGAUGAUCAUUUAUCCGCUAAACAUAAAGGCUGAUUUACAACAUUUAUUAACAUAUUAUAUGAACCAAUUUUUUUUUAUCCAGAAUGUAAAACUUUUAUAUAAAACAUAAUGUAUAGAAACAUGACAAUACUUUAAAGUUUUUUAAUUAUAUUCAAAAUUUUAUGCGUAUACACGAAAUAUGUUUCUAAAAAUCUAAUAUUUUAUUUGAAAUCUGAAACAUUAACCGAAAACCGAAUCUGAAACACAAAACAAUAAUCGUGAUACCGAAGACAUAUUUGAAACAGAAAAAUAUAUUUAAUAUACACAAUACAUUUUAGAUACUCAGGAUACCGUUUCAGAUCUCUGUAAUCCAAACCUAAACCGACAUUGCGGGUCUGAAAUAUAUCCAAUAGAUACUUUGCCGUAGACUUGGAUAUGAACCGAUUCGGAUCGGUUUUUGUUCGAACCAAACAAAAUGUUUGGACCUAAGAAAGAGUUACAUAACAAUAUACAUACAAAAUUUUAAAUAAGUUAAUUCAUAAAUCAUAUAAUUUUAUAAAAUUCUAUGUUUUGAUAUAAUCCAAUAUUGUAACAUAAUAACAUACAAAAAUCAUUAACAUUAUUAAACUUUUUAUUGUAAGAAAACUCGCGCUUUGGAAGCGCGGGUCAAGAUCUAGUAACACUUUUUAAGAAAUAGAGAGAAUACUAAGUUACAUUUUAGGAAGUAAUAAAAAUUAUUUAUCAUAUAAACGUAUUAUAUACGAUAUCACACGUAGAAAAUACUAUUUGCAAUUCACACUGGAAAUAGUAAAAUAUAUCACAUAUAGGAGCAUUGCAAAAACAAGACUUAUCUUGUAAAAAUUCCAAAAUAAUAUUGUUUCAUAUACCACCAGUUUACCAAUGUCCCGUAAUGUUCAAGAAGUUAUAAUCUUAAAUUUAAUCAAUAAUCAAAUGAUAUACCGAAACUGGUUGUUCUGAAAAGGUAUUUAUGUUGGUGAUUUCUUUUUGAAAAUUGAUCCACCAAACGUGAAAUUAAACAAAAUUUCUCUAAAUCUGUUAUGACUAUUAACUUAUUAGUUGAAAUACUUUUUUGGCAAACCUUUUGAUGAAUUAGCAUAUCAAUCUUAAACUUUUUUGUUUUCUGUAUCCUUUUUAAUAUACCGAUUCAAUUGUUCCUAUGUUUUUUUAUGGGGAAUUAGAGUGCAUAACUAUAGGGAAAAUAGAAACUAAAAUUCUAAUCACAGGGGAAGUUAAGCUACAAUGUAGAACUCAUAUUUAUGGAUAAUGACCAAAAAACCAGAAGCUGCGCGUAAGAUAGGGGUGGGCCCACUAGUUUCUACGGUUUUACUUUGCGAGAGUGAGGGUGUUCGAGAAGCUAUUUAGGGUUCUUGUGGUGAUUGGUUGUGGCGGUUGUAUUGUGGGUGAUUAUAUAUGCAAGAUGUUUGGUUCGUUGGAUUGGAGAUAGUGAUAAAGAAGCAGAGGAUAAAUUGAAUUGGGGAAGAUGAACAGUAAUGUUGUGCAACAUAUUCUAUUCUAUUUUAUAAUUACAGUAUAGUAUGCUAAUUCUUCUCUUUCUCUUCGGCAAAGUGUAUUUCCUUCGCUUUCUAAUUCUUCUCUUUCACUUCUCCAUCAGCUUCAUUGUCCUAUUUUUCAGCACCACCGCCACUAAUAACCAUCUCAGAAUUAGAUGGUGGGUAGCAUUGGAGAAGAAAAACAAUGCUCUUUGUUAAUAUGUUUUAUUUUGCUAUUGUGUUGAAUGAAUGCUCUAAGUUAAUGGAGAUUCACAUACAUGUUUGUAUUCACAGUUUAUAUAGCUUUCAUACAAUAUUUGAAUAAACAUUACAUUAUAGUAUACAAAUCUAUUCAUCAAAAUAGUAUAGUUUCCUCCUAUAUCGCUUUCACUCUUACACUCCCUCCUACUCUUUCUCUCCUCCCCUCCCUUCCCCGGUCUCUCUCUGUCUCUCUCUUCAUUCCUCCUUCCUUUCCUACAUACUUCUAUCUUUCCUCCUUCCUCCUCCUCCCCUCCUGCUCCUCACCCUCUCCAUCUUCCUCCUUUCCCAUUCAUCAAUAUAAUAACUAUCAUCAAUUCCCAUACUAUUCUAAAUGAAAUAUAGUAUAUUUUAGACCUUCAAAGUUAGGGUUUAGGUAGUUCCGUUAUGGGCGAUAGUUUGGUUUUACAAUUUGGAUUUAGGGUUUGGGUUAAGGGUUUACAGUUUGGGCUUAGGGCUUAGAGUUUGGGUUUAAGAGGGUUUUGGGUUAGGGUUUGGGUUUAUGGUCUACGGUUUGGGUUUAUGGUUUAGACCUUCAAACUUAGGGUUUAGAUAGCUCUGUUAUGGACGAUGGUUUGGUUUUACAAUUUGGGUUUAGGGUUUGGGUUAAGGGUUUACGGUUUGGGUUUAGGGUUUAGAAUUUGGGUUUAGGGGGUUUAGGGUUUAGGUAGCUCCGUUUGGGUAUAUGGUUUGGGUUAAGAAUUUGUGUUUAGGGUUUGGGUUUAUGGUUUAGAGUUUUGGUUUAGGGUUUAGGUAGCUCCGUUAUGGUUUACGGUUUGGGAUAAGAAUUUAGGUUUAGGGUAAACGGUUUGGGUUUAGGGUUUAAUGGUCUACCGUUUCGGUUUAGAGUUUAGAGGCAAUUAUUCGUGUGUUUGCCUUCUCUUCUGUGUGUUUAUAUCGCCUCAAUCCAAGUCAUAACAUUAGGCUACUGCAACUUGUCUGAACGCAUGUAUUGAGGAUCUAGCUUCUUUGUCUAAACUAUACCAUAUAUCGUAUAGUAUAGAUUUGUUUGGGUCACUUUCUACACAUGUAUUGGAACAUUACCAAAAUGUGGGCAUAGUAUAUUGAAUAUAGGGUAGUCUCGUUCCCGUGCAUGGGUAUAUUGUAUAUUUUCGGACUUUCGAACCCCUUAUGAAUACACAUUUACCAAUUGUUGUGACUUUGUGUGUGGCAGAACUUAACUAGACUACAUAGACUAUAAUAUUGUAUUGCCUUUUCGUUUUUUUAUAACCCAACAUGUGGGCACACAUUAAGCACAUGUGUUUUUAACUUCACUCCUCUCUCCACGCACACGCGCUUGCAAGGUUAUUCCUGACAUUAUUGGGUGUAACUAGUUCCUUCAGAAACUUUCCACUGUAAAAUAGCUAUAAACUUAAUAUUAGGGUCUAAUAUAAAUAUUCAUCAAAUUUACCCUUUUUUUAUUAUACUUUAAGUGACUAUAUUCAAUUUUCCUUGGUGGUAAAUCCUCAAAAAGCCAUCACCACCAGGUCAACGAACCACUAGACUAAGAUGACAAAUAUACUACUCAAUGAACCACUAGACUAAGAUCACAAAUAUAUUAAUAUUUUCCAUUUUGGCAUUUUAAUAUUUAUAUAUAUAUAUAUAUAUAUAUAUAUAUAUUGGCUGGUUUUGAUGAUGUCAACUGAAUUUCGCCAAAAUUAAAGCAUUCAUGUGGUUUAGAACCGCCUGAAUUUAUCUUAAUCAUUGGUAUGUUUUAGGUAUAUUUAUUCAUUUUGUUUAGCACAAAUAACUUUUUGUCAUUAAUUAGAUCGACAAGCCAGCUUUACAAUACAGAAAACAUAAUUUAUUGAAAUUGAACUUUGAUAGAACAUAUCGUAAAGGUAGAUACUUAACCGAUCGACUAAAAGCAUGCUGACAUUUAACCACUUGACUAAAAACAUUUUGUAUCACCCAAAUAGUUUAUAUUGCAACUGGUAUGUUUUUUUUUUCAACUGCAACUGGUAUGGUUAACAAUACCUUAUUACCUGUUGUUGGAAAGGCGGACCCCACUUACAAAAUUAUGGGUCUAUUGUCCAGUUAAAAUAUAAAGUCUUCAUAGUUUUUGUACAGAUUUAGGAAUAUAGCCAGUAUUAAUUUUAUGUGUUUGACUCUCAUUAAUUUCGCACUCUUUCUUUUUCCAACAAAAAAACAUAUAAAAUAAAUUUUAUGUAUUCUUCUUUUUAUUAUUAAAAAAUAAAAACAUUUAGUCUCCACUUUAUCUAUAAUAUAUGUAUCAAUCAUUUGAGCUCUCAAUCAAAAUAAAUUUUGUCCAAUUAAAAUGUUAUUCCAAAUUUUAGGUGAUAAAAUACCUUGUCAUUUUCUAAAAAUGUGGGUUUGUGUUCUCUUACAUUUAAGUUUUCAUAUGUUCUUUUAAAAAAAUAUUGAGUUCUAUAAUUUUAUAUGUUCUCUUAAAUUUAUUUUAUUUGUUCAUUUAAAUAUAAUUAUUUUUAAAAAGAAAAUAUCUAAAAAAUCUGAACCAAUCAUAUUUUCGACUACCAACCGGACGAAACUUAAUAUUCUUCCCUAUUAAGUGUUGUUUUAGAUUUUCAAUUUUAUUUGAUUAUUAGUGUCGUUUCACAUUUCUAAUGCAUAUUUUAAACAAAUAUUUUAAUUUUUACUGUUAUUUUUAAUUUGUUAAUUAAUAAAACCAAAAAAAAAAUUACACUAAAUAAGGGGAAAACAGAAAAUUGUUAAAUUUUCUUAAUUUGUGUGCAAAAACUUUAAACGAUACUUAAUAUGAAACAUAAAGAGUAUAUACUAGUAUAAUUCAUUUUGACUCCAACAAACUUUAGUGUCGCCAUUAUGUACAAGCGUCCCUAUUUAAGACCCAAAUGUGCUUAUAACCUAAUCAAUCACCUAAAUAAGAAAGACACUAAAACAUACAAUAAAAAACAAAAACGUAAAUAAUAACCUAUGGAUAGGUCAAUAGAGACGGCGGAGAGAAUUCUCCGGCAACCUUUGGUGGAUCCGACGGACUCUGAGCCAAAACCACUGAGGGACGUCAAAUCACUCGAGAGCAUCUUGACGGAGAGCAGCCUUCCGUCACGGAGGCGCUUGUACUUAGGGGCGCGUAUAGAAAUGAAACUUCUCUUUCGAUUGGCACUUCCGGCGAUAUUGGUCUAUUUGCUCAACAGCGGAAUGAGUAUCUCGACCCGUAUCUUUGCCGGACAUAUCGGCAGUCAAGAACUCGCAGCCGUGUCCAUCGGCAACAGCUGCUUUAAUCUUGUCUAUGGCCUCAUGUUAGGUAUGGGAAGUGCAGUCGAGACACUAUGUGGACAAGCAUAUGGUGCCCACCGAUACGAGAUGCUUGGGAUCUAUCUCCAACGAGCAACGAUCGUCCUCGCUCUGGUUGGUUUGCCCAUGACAGUACUAUACACCUUCUCGUACCCGAUUCUAAUCCUACUAGGCGAGCCCAAAACAGUCUCGUACAUGGCAUCUCUAUACAUCGUCGGACUCAUCCCUCAAAUUUUCGCUUUCGCCGUCAACUUCACGGCCCAAAAGUUUCUCCAAGCCCAAAGCGUGGUGACCCCCAGCGCGUACAUCUCAGGCGCCGCCCUUCUCCUCCAGAUUUUGCUGACGUGGACCACUGUUUACGUAAUCGACCUAGGUCUUAUGGGCAUUGCUUAUGUUCUUACCAUCUCUUGGUGGUUCAUAGUUAUGUCCCAAACUUUGUAUAUUAUAACAAGUCCAACGUUCAGACACACGUGGACUGGUCUUAGUUGGAGAUCGUUCCAUGGUCUUUGGAGCUUUUUUAAACUCUCUGCUGGUUCGGCUGUUAUGAUCUGUUUGGAAAUGUGGUAUUCACAGAUUCUGGUACUUCUUGCUGGUUUGCUCAACGAUCAUGCUCUCUCCCUAGAUUCUCUUUCCAUUUGUAUGUCAAUUUCAGGAUUAUCUUUCAUGGUAUCCGUCGGUUUCAAUGCCGCUGUAAGUGUAAGGACAAGUAAUGAGCUUGGAGCAGGUAAUCCAAAAUCGGCGAUGUUCUCUUCAUGGAUGGCGACUUUCGUCUCCUUCGUGAUCUCCCUCGCGGAGGCGCUCGCCCUGAUGGCGUCGCGGGACUACAUCGGCUACAUUUUCACGUCGGAUGCUGAGGUGGCUAAGGCCGUCUCUGAGCUAUGUCCUUUUCUAGCCGUUACCAUCCUUCUCAACGGAAUCCAACCUGUCUUGUCCGGAGUGGCAGUGGGAUGUGGAUGGCAGACAUUCGUGGCAUAUGUGAAUGUUGGUUGUUACUAUGUUGUUGGUAUUCCCAUUGGUUGUGUUCUCGGGUUUACUUUCAAUUUACAAGCCAAGGGAAUAUGGACCGGGAUGAUUGGAGGUACCCUCAUGCAAACCCUCAUCUUGCUUUACGUUACGUAUCGAACAGAUUGGGAUAAGGAGGUGAAAAAGGCGAGAAAACGUUUGGAUAUGUGGGAUGACAAGAAGGAGCCACUACUAAACUAAAUUGAAAAAUGUUUGGAAGGUACAUGAAUCAUGAAUAAUAUAUGGUUCGUUAAUUUCAACUAGAAUAAUGUAUGUUUAACCACAAUUAUGGAAUAACUAAUGUAUGGUGUGACAUGCAACAACAACUGAAUGUAUGUUAUUAUUCACUGUUUCAAUUCGACCGUUCGAUGUUAGAACACAAAUUUGUUUUGACCGUUGAUUAAAGACUAGUAAAAGCUCAAACCGUUUGGACAAAAAAAGUUCGAACCGUUACAUUAUCGUUUCCGAUUUAAUUUUUUUUUUCUUUGAAAACAUUAACUAAAAACUAACUAGAAACUCCAACCGGUCUAGGAAGCCAAACCGGUGGGAUUGAAUCGACAUAAAGCAAAGCUGAAGGAGAACUCCUCACACUGCGUGCAAGCUUAUCCGCCAAAGUAUUUAGUGCUCUAAGGAUAUGUCUGAUCCGGAAGUGAGGGAAAAAAGUUUUACUGCGAUUGAAUUCUUCUAUAUGUGUAGAGAAAGCAGGCCAUUGAUCAGGUGUCGACACCAUCUUCACCAGCUGAGAACAAUCCGUUGCAAACACUACGUCAGAAAAUUGGAGGGUCUUCAUGCAUUUCAUUGCCCAAAUAGUGCUUCAAACUCAGCAUGCAAGGGUGACAAACUUCUACGAAGAUUCAUUGCCCCCAUCAUGACAUCAGUCGAUCCACUCUUUCUGCAAAACCAACCUUGUCCCGUAAAUAUGACUUCCUUUUUCCAAGUUCCGUCAAUAUAACAAACUCUAGAAACUUCCAGGUCUAAAUCCGCAGAUUGUUGUAAACUCCCAUUAUAGAAAUUCUCCCUAGGACCAUUCACGGUUAAUUGUGCCUCCAACCAUAUCUUACUUUCCACCUCGGCCAACCGCAAUAUCUCCUGUGGAUUGCUAUCCUUAUUUGAAUAAAUCUUAUCAUUCCUAACCUUCCAAAUAUACCACAAUAUCCAUGGAAAAUAAUUUAGAUCCUCCUCCUUUGGUAGUCUCCAAAAUAGAUAAUCCAUAUUAGUGAAAAUGGACAACAAUGGAAAGAUCGCUGGAGAGGAAGGAAUCCUAGAAAAUGCCCAUGUUUGUAAAGCUCGGGAACACUCGAAGAGUACAUGGUUAGUUGAUUCCUCUUCUGCCUCACACAUAUUACAUCGUGUAUUGCAAACAAUCCCUCGAGUUGUAAGAUUCUUUGAAACUGGUAAUGUGUCAGAAAGAAAUUGCCACACAAAAUGUCUCAAUUUUGGAAGACACUUCAGUUUCCGAUUUAAUAGUUCUACUUUUAUAAUUUCUUUUGUAGAAAAAGUUGUUUAAUAAUUUAAUAAUUUAACGCCGGAAGUUAUAUUCUUUUGUCAUAAUAUAAAAUAUCACAAAAAGCUAAUUUUGGGUCUUCGACCUUUUGUUUGAAGUUUUUUCACAGCUAUACAAGCCACUACCGUAUAAAAAAUGUAUUUUGCGUAACUGUGCUUUCAAAUCGUUAUACAAUAUUUUCUUUUUGAAAAUGACAAAUUUUGCUGUUUAAAAUCAAUAUGUUUGUGGAUUUUAGGUCAGAGCCUUUAUUCUUUAAUAAAUUAAGGCUAGUAAGGCUUAAACUAAAAAUGGUGCUUAAGUAAUGAGUCAAGCUGAAUUUAAGUGGAUAUCUAAAAAUGGUGCUUAAUGGACAUUUCCAGAAUAAAAAUUUAGAUUUUACUGUUACAAAAAUAAUGGUGCUAAGUCAUCAAUUCUCAAGAGUAAACAAUAAACAUGUGAUCUUCACAAAAUAGAAAAUACAAUUUUUUGGUAAAAUCAUAUAACAAUAAAAGAAUUAAAAACUAAAAAUAUUGAUUUAUUAAUGAACUAACCUUAAUUUAAGUACGUUAUAGUAAAUAUUCAAAUAAAUGAUAGGCAUGUGAUAUUUUCAAAUUAAAGAAUAAUAAGAUUUAUUUGGGAGUAAUAUUAUGAAAAGUUACUUGAAUCAUUAUUUCUAGUCAUGUCUUAUACCUUUGGCAUUAUCUUAUAGAAUUCAUUAAUUUGCCAACCUGUUAAUUGUCAAAAUGGGGUUUUGGCAUUUUACACAAACAAAAGUUAUGAUACUUGGAACCAAAUUGAAUUAGAAGGAGAUGUUCAUUUCGAGAAUAGUUAAAUAUAACAAAAAAAUUCAGUACGUAAAGAAAAGCCCAAUAUGUUGCAUAUAAAUAGGAAUGUGAAGGUAUGAAACCAAAGGCCACAGAAACUCCAAGAAAGCAAAACUUGAAGGAGAAGAAGUAGCCAAAGAAGAAUUCCAAAUACACUCAAAAGAUUGAUUUGCGAUCGUAUUCCAGAAAACAUUGAAUCUUCAAAUUUGGUUGAAAGGUAACAAAACUUCAAA